This is a messenger RNA of Closterium sp. Yama58-4, 1116 nucleotides long. Lineage: Eukaryota; Viridiplantae; Streptophyta; Zygnematophyceae; Desmidiales; Closteriaceae. The record is from the annotation of a GenBank genome assembly.
AUGGCUGAUUAUGGUCCACAGCCUAGGCAGGCAAGUGGAUCCAAGCGACCCGUUCCACUGGAAGACGGGAACUGGGUCUGCGAAGAUUCGGCUUGUCUCAAUGUUAACUACCCUCGUCGCACUGAGUGCCAUAAAUGCGGGAGACAACGUGGACCUUUGGGCGACACGAUCGUGGCGGAGUACAACAAGCGAAUGAGAGGCCAGCGAACGGGCGAUGCGGGUGGUUGCGGUUACAACCAAGGCAGAGUGCAGGUACUGCAGCAUGACCCGUACGGUGCAGCUGCGGCAGCUGGUUUUGGUGCUGGUGCUGGUGGUGGUGAUGGUGGUUUUGGUGCUGGUGCGACUCUUGCUUCUCAGUAUACGGUGGCUGCUGAUCCCGGUUAUGGUGCUGGUGCAGGCCGAAGGUCCACGCUUAGCGCGGCUGCCGAAGGCAAGCGGUUAGCGGAGCAGCUUGUAGCGAGCUUCGCCAUGUCAGCCGACCCCAUCGCUGACGCGGGAGAGUGUCUCGCCCCCGCCACGCUCUGGCUCCAAACCAUGAAAUCGCGCAUGAACAUCCCCGGGGGCGGCGGAGAUCCUUCCGCGGCCGCCGCGAACACCGCGGCAAUGGCGGCGGCGGCCGCGUACGGUUACACACCCGCAGGUCCAGUGACAGGGGAUCAAGCGGGAAUGGCGUAUUUCUACCAGCCUGCGCCAGGGGGAUUCGUACAAAUGGGCGGGAUGCCGCAGUUUGCGGCCAUGGCUGCUGUUCCUGCUGCCCGACCUCCGUCUGUGAAGCCCAUCCCCGCUAAUAUCAGCUUCGAGGAUUAUAAGGAUCGCCCGAGUGAUUUCCUCAGGGAGUUUGGAGAUCCAGCAGCGCUGCAGUCCCAGCGGGGGCUGAACCACACACGCCCCGUGGUGGGAGUGAACGGCAACUGGGCGUGCUCCUCGUGCCAAAACGUCAACUUUCCGCGCCGCCACAGCUGCCACCAGUGCGGCGCCAAGCGGGGUGCUGUGGACUGGCGAUCUAUACAUGCCACAGUUGGCACCAGUGCAGCACCUAGUGAAGAUGGGGAGGAGAUUGUUCCUAACUAUGUGAAGCAGCUCACAGAAGAGGCGAAGAAGCAAGGCGGGGUCUAG